GAAAGGGCGGCGCUCUGUGGCGGGCGGCGGCGGUGGCUGUUUCCUCCGUUGGGUCUUGGUGGCUGAGGCCGUCGGGGCCGGGCUCACACAACGCUGAGGCGGUGGCGCGGUCAUGGCGUCUUUCGUGGAGAGUUUCUGGGGGGAAAGGAACAAUGGCUUUGAUGUCCUCUAUCAUAACAUGAAACAUGGACAUCUGUCAACAAAAGAUUUAGCAGAUUUUAUAAGAGAAAGGGCUACAAUAGAGGAGGCAUAUUCAAGGUCAAUGACAAAGCUAGCCAAAUCAGCAAGCAAUUACACGCAGCUUGGGACAUUUGCACCAGUUUGGGAUGUUUUCAAAAUAUCAACAGAAAAAGUAGCAAGCUGUCACUUGGAGCUUGUCCGGAAAUUACAAGAGCUAAUAAAAGAAGUGCAGAAGUAUGGAGAUGAACAAAUCAAAGCUCAUAAAAAGACUAAAGAAGAAGUUUCAGGAACUUUGGAAGCAGUGCAAAACAUUCAGAGUAUUAUUCAGGCCCUACAGAAAUCAAAAGAGAACUAUAAUACUAAGUGUGUGGAACAAGAACGUUUGAAAAAGGAAGGAGCAACACAAAGAGAAAUUGACAAGGACAUCUCCUUUCCUAGCUUCUGCCCCAGCCCAGGAGGAAAAGCCAUAGUUUACCUAGAUAGACUGGAACUCUGCAGGAGGGCAAAUUUAGUUGACACGCUCAUCAAAGGCUUGAUGAAAGGACUUAAAAGCCUCAAGGCAUCAAUAAAAUCAAAGAAAGCUACAGAUACCUAUAAACUCUAUGUAGAAAAGUAUGCUGCAGCUAAAUCUGACUUUGAAAAGAAAAUGACGGAAACUGCACAGAAAUUUCAAGACAUUGAAGAAAUGCAUCUCCUUCACAUGAAAGAGAUUGUAGAAUCAUUGUCAAAUACUGUAAAAGAAAUUCAUUUACAAAUAGGCCAGGUUCAUGAAGAAUUUAUUAAUAACAUGGCAAAUACUACCGUUGAAAGUUUGAUACAAAAAUUUGCAGAGUCAAAAGGCACUGGCAAGGAGAGACCUGGCCUUAUCGAAUUUGAAGAAUGCAACACAGCUAGUGCAGUUGAAGGGAUCAAACCAAGGAAAAGAAAGGCAUUUGGUUUAUCAGGAAUAAUUAAGAAAGAAAAAGAUGCAGAAUCUGUGGAAUGUCCAGAUGCAGAUUCAGUUAACAUUCCUGACGUAGAUGACGAAGGGUACAGUAUUAAACCAGAAGCAAGCCAGAAUACCAAAGAGAACCAUUUCUACUCAUCCAGUGAUUCUGACUCUGAAGAUGAUGAACCGAGGAGGUUCCAUGUAGAAAUCAAACCUGUACAGCCAAAUAAUAGCUCUCACUACACUAUGGCUUCAUUGGAUGAAUUAAAAGUAUCUAUAGGGAACAUCACUCUUUCUCCAGCAAUAUCUAGACACAGUCCUGCUCAAAUGAACAGGAAUUCACCUAGUGAAGAGUUAACAAAAUCAAAGCAUUCUGCUCCAUCUAAUGAGAAGGGGAACAAUGACCUCCUGGCAUGGGAUCUACCCUUUGCCACUUCUCUUGAUUCAUCUUCUUCAGCUUCAUUGACAUCCUCAGCUUCAUUAGCACAAUGUGUUCCUUUACAAAAAAGUUCUUUUUGUUCCUCAUGUAUCCUAUCUAAAGAUUGUACAGCAAAUACCACCAGUACCUCAGCUAGGCCCACAACUCCUCUUUCUGUAGGCACUAUUGUACCACCUCCAAGGCCUGCUUCCAGACCAAAGAUAUCAACAGGGAAACUUAGUGGAAUUAAUGAAAUACCGAGGCCAUUCAGCCCACCCUUGACCUCUAACUCCAGUCCACCACCUAUAGCUCCUUUGGCACGUGCAGAGAGUAUCUCAUCAAUAUCUUCUUCUGCUUCUCUAAGUGCAGCAAAUACACCCACAGUAGAUGAUGAUAUAGUCAUUGGAAAGCUCCCUACGAUUGAAAAACUUUGUGAGACACCUGCAGGUGUUUCACGUGGUCCCAGCCCUGUCACCCUUGGAAACCAGGACACCCUGCCUGUUGCAGUAGCCUUUACUGAAUCUGUUAACGCCUACUUUAAAGGAGCAGAUCCUACAAAAUGUAUUGUGAAGAUCACUGGUGAUAUGACAGUGUCAUUCCCAAGUGGGAUUAUUAAAGUCUUCACCAGCAACCCAUCUCCAGCUGUACUCUGCUUCAGGGUAAAAAACACAAGCAAACUAGAGCAGAUUCUUCCAAAUGCACAACUUGUAUACAGUGAUCAAUCACAAAGUGACUCCAGUACAAAAGAUUUUUGGAUGAACAUGCAAGCUGUCACAGUCUACCUCAAGAAGUUAUCAGAGCAGAAUCCAUCUGCUUCCUAUUAUAAUGUUGAUGUUUUAAAAUAUCAGGUAUCUUCAAAUGGUAUCCAGUCCACUCCUUUGAAUCUUGCAACUUACUGGAAAUGUAAUGCUAGCACUACUGAUGUAAGAGUGGAUUACAAGUACAACCCAGAAUCUAUGACUGUGCCUAGUAUGCUGUCUAACAUACAGGUUGUCGUACCGGUAGAUGGAGGAGUAACAAACAUGCAGUCACUUCCCCCUGCAAAAUGGAAUGCAGAACAGAUGAAAGCGUUUUGGAAAAUAUCUGGUAUUUCAGAAAAAUCAGAGAAUGGAGGUUCUGGAUCCCUGAGGGCAAAAUUUGAUCUUUUAGAAGGACCCAGUAAACCAGCUACACUUGCAGUGCAAUUCAUUAGUGAAGGAAGCACCCUUUCAGGUGUAGAUGUAGAGCUAGUAGGCACUGGCUACCGGCUUUCCCUAGUUAAGAAGAGAUUUGCCACUGGACGAUAUAUGGCAGAUUGUUGA
Messenger RNA from Emys orbicularis (European pond turtle), 2827 nucleotides. It is a transcript of the gene FCHO2, whose product is annotated as FCH and mu domain containing endocytic adaptor 2. Gene Ontology annotation, cellular component: cytoplasm; plasma membrane; clathrin-coated pit. The record is from RefSeq and is a predicted model, not a curated record. The coding region runs from base 113 to 2827 and encodes 904 amino acids. Gene Ontology annotation, biological process: clathrin-dependent endocytosis; synaptic vesicle endocytosis; clathrin coat assembly. NCBI's taxonomy places the organism in Eukaryota, Metazoa, Chordata, Testudines, Emydidae. The transcript has 29 exons.